AUGGAACCUGACGUCAGCAUCGAGACCUUGUCGGUCAUCCGGAUCGCCGUCCUCCCGAUCGGCACUAUCCCUCCGGCGCUUCUCCGGGAUUACCACUCGAUGCUGCUACGUCACCAUACGAUCGCGCUCUCUGCUAUCAGCUCCUUCUACACUGAGCACCAGAAAUCUCCGUUCACGAAUCAGCCUUGGGACUCCGGCUCUCUCCGGUUCAAAUUUGUGCUCGGUGGUUCUCCGCCGAGUCCUUGGGAGGAUUUCCAGUCUAACCGGAAGAUGCUCGCCGUGAUCGGCCUUUGUCACUGCCCUUCUUCCCCUGAUCUCAUUUCCGUCGCUGAAAGUUUCAAUGUCGCGUGUAAGAGCUAUUCUUCGGCUCUUGUCCGCCGCUGCUUCGCGUUCUGCCCCGGCGAUUCGCAACUUGAAGAUGGAGACAAGAAGGGUGAAAAUUUGAUUUUGUUUCCUCCGUCUGACAAGCAAACUCAGGAGUUCCAUUUACAAACAAUGAUGCAAGACAUUGCGGCUUCGCUGUUAAUGGAAUUUGAGAAGUGGGUUCUACAGGCGGAAUCUGCAGGCACAAUUUUGAAGACGCCUUUGGAUUCCCAAGCUAGUCUCAACUCAGAGGAGGUUAUCAAGGCCAAAAAGCGUAGGCUGGGACGUGCACAAAAAACUAUAGGAGACUAUUCCUUGCUGGCUGGUUCACCUGUUGAUGCCAAUGCUCACUAUUCCACUGCUCUGGAACUGGCCAGAUUGACAGGAGAUUACUUCUGGUAUGGGGGUGCCUUGGAAGGCAGUGUUUGUGCCUUACUGGUAGAUCGGAUGGGUCAACGGGAUAGUGCUUUAGAAGAUGAAGUUAAAUAUCGAUACACUAAUGUGAUCUUACACUACAGAAAGUCAUUUAUUCAAGAAAUUUCUCAGAGAGUUUCGCCUCUAAGCUUUGAACUCGAAGCUACCCUUAAACUGGCCAGAUUCCUUUGCAGGAGAGAACUGGCUAAGGAAGUAGUAGAGCUGUUAACAAAUGCUGCUGAUGGUGCAAAGUCUCUAAUUGAUGCCAGUGAUAGGCUCAUAUUAUAUGUUGAAGUAGCUCGUUUAUUUGGAGCACUUGGUUAUCAACGGAAAGCAGCCUUCUUCUGUAGGCAGGUCGCCCAAUUGUAUUUGCAGCAAGACAAUCGAUUGGCGGCUAUCAGUGCCAUGCAAGUUCUCUCCAUGACAACCGAUGCAUAUAGAAUCCAAAGUAGAGCAUCCGUGUCAAAAGUUUCUGUUAACAAUGAAACUGGAUUGCGUCAACCUGAUGCUGGGAAAAUGCAUCAUCAUUCCAUUGUCUCCCUGUUUGAGUCUCAGUGGAGCACUUUGCAGAUGGUUGUGCUUAGGGAGAUACUCCUCUCUGCUGUUCGCGCUGGAGAUCCCCUUGCUGCAUGGAGUGCUGCAGCGAGGCUUCUGAGGUGGCAUUAUCCUCUAAUUACACCUUCAGGUCAAAAUGGACUUGCUAAUUCCCUUGCAAAUUCAGCGGAUAGAUUGCCUUCGGGAACUCGCUGUGCUGACCCUGCCUUGCCAUUUGUAAGGCUAUUCUCUUUCCCCCUCCAUUCCUCUCAAGUGGACAUCGUAAAACGCAAUCCAGCAAGAGAGGAUUGGUGGACAGGAUCUGCUCCUUCGGGGCCAUUUAUCUAUACUCCUUUCAGCAAAGGAGAUGCCAACGAAAGUAGCAAGCAGGAACUGAUUUGGGUGGUUGGGGAACCAGUUCAGGUCUUAGUGGAGUUAGCAAAUCCAUGUUGCUUCGAUUUAAGGGUUGAUAGUAUUUAUCUCUCAGCUCACUCAAAAAACUUCGAUGCGUUUCCUGUCAGUGUGGACAUUCCCCCUAACUCCGCAAAGGUGAUCACGUUAUCUGGUAUACCAACAGCAGUAGGACCAGUGACAAUCCCGGGCUGCACAGUUCACUGCUUUGGUGUAAUCACUGAACAUGUCUUCAGGGAUGUUGACAAUCUGCUUCUUGGAGCAGCACAAGGGCUCGUAUUUUCUGACCCUUUCAGAUCCUGUGGAUCUGCAAAGCUACGGCAUGUAUUUGUUCCUAACAUUUCAGUUGCACCGCCAUUGCCCCUCCUUGUGGCUAAUGUUGUCGGUGGUGAUGGUGCGAUUAUUCUGUAUGAAGGUGAAAUCCGUGAGGUGUGUAUAAAUUUUGCAAAUGCUGGCACAGUUCCAAUAGAGCAGGCACAUGUCUCGCUCUCUGGAAAGAAUCAGGAUGCUGUUAUCUCUAUAGCGGAUGAAGCUUUACAGUCUGCUCUUCCCUUGAAACCCGGGGCACAAGUGACUCUGCCUGUGACUUUAAAAGCUUGGCAUGUUGGACCAGUAGAUUCGGACAAUGGUAUUAGCAGUAGCAGGAACGCUGCGGGUAAUGCAGGAAGACCAAAAGAUGGAACCAGCCCUUCAUUGCUUAUUCACUAUGCAGGGCCGUUGUCUAACAAUGGAGACGCCCAGGAUAAAGAAUCUGUCGUGCCACCGGGUAGACGUCUUGUUGUCCCGUUACAAAUAUGUGUUUUGCAAGGCUUGUCUUUUGUGAAAGCUCGUUUGCUAUCCAUGGAAAUCCCUGCACAUGUGAGUGACAACCUUCGGGAUGAAGACACUGAAACAGAGAGCAAUACAGACAGACUUGUCAAGCUAAAUCCCUUUAGGGGAAGCUGGGGCUUACGGUUUCUUGAACUCGAGUUAUCUAACCCAACAGACGUUGUUUUUGAAAUCAGCGUCUUCGUCCAGCUGGAAAAUCCUGCCAAGGAAGGUGAUUCUUCCCCAGUCCAAGAUUCUCCAGAGUACGAGUACCCAAAAACAAGAAUCGACCGAGACUAUUCUGCUAGGGUGCUAAUUCCAUUGGAGCAUUUCAAGCUACCGGUUCUCGACGGUUCGUUCUUCACAAAGGACCCUCAGCCUGGUGGUAGCCCUACAAGUAGUAGACAUCCGAGCUUCUCAGAGAAGAACACGAAAGCUGAGAUAAAUGCUUUGAUCAAGAACCUCAUCUCUAAGAUAAAAGUCAGGUGGCAAUCGGGAAGGAACAGCUCCGGAGAACUGGACAUAAAGGAUGCAAUUCAGACGGCUCUCCAGACGACCGUGAUGGAUGUUUUGCUCCCAGAUCCGCUAACAUUUGGUUUCAGACUGGUCAGAAACGGUUCGGAGACAGAUUCUGAGAUAAAGGCCGAGUCACCGUCGUCAAAGGGAUCAGUUCUGUCACAUGAAGUCACUCCUAUGGAGGUUCUGGUGCGCAAUAACACAAGCGAAGCAAUCAAGUUGAAUCUAAGUGUUACUUGCAGAGACGUAGCUGGGCAAAACUGCGCUGAAGGAGCUGAUGCCACUGUCCUCUGGGCUGGUGCACUGAGUGGGAUUUCAAUGGAAGUAGCGCCGCUGCAAGAAGCAAGACACAGUUUCUCACUCUACUUCCUUGUUCCUGGUGAGUACACGAUGGUUGCAGCGGCUGUGAUUGAAGAUGCGAACAAUGUGCUCAGAGCACGAGCACGAACGGCGUCUCCAAACGAGCCCAUCUUUUGUCGUGGACCGCCUUUUCAUGUCCGUGUCGCUGGAGGGGCACUGUGA
Molecule: messenger RNA, 3567 nt
Organism: Microthlaspi erraticum
Lineage: Eukaryota; Viridiplantae; Streptophyta; Magnoliopsida; Brassicales; Brassicaceae
Source: the annotation of a GenBank genome assembly